This is a messenger RNA of Danaus chrysippus (African queen), 321 nucleotides long. The record is from the annotation of a GenBank genome assembly. Lineage: Eukaryota; Metazoa; Arthropoda; Insecta; Lepidoptera; Nymphalidae.
AUGAGAGUAUAUAAAAACGGGGUGCAGCUGUCGGUUGAACACAUGCGAAUUGUAGCGGAUACGAGGAGAGAAAAGGGUCGCAAGUACAGGGGACGGAGCGGAGGGAUGAGUCCGCCCCGCGAAAACAAACGGUUGCCGGGCAACGUGGGGCUCCGGGCUCGGGCUGCGGGGGCGGAGGCUCACACACACACACACACACUCAUCACAAGCCCUGUGUGUGUGUGUGUGACUGGACCGGGAUGCUGGAAAAUACCACUACUACUAACAACGAUAAAACAUACAGUACACUACAUUGACACGUUUACAACGGUUCAUCUAUGA